UUAUUUUUUCAAAAGAACUUAGGUGGCGCACAUCCUUAUUAGCCAGAAUGACCUUCGGAAGGGCAUUUCUUUACCGGCUGAUGACGACGCUCCGUCAUUUCGGCCGACGCUGCAGAUCCAAUAUGAUUCUGGCUUUCGCACUCGCUCUUGGCGCUCUCCUCGUCGCGACAAGUGAGGGCUGCGAGAGACACGGAGCCAAGUGCCCCGAGUACACAGUGCUGCAAACACACGAGGACUACGAGGAAAGGCGGUAUCCGUCACUCGUGUGGGUGAGCGCGUCUGGAAGUGGAAAGAGCAAAUCCGAUGUUUCCAGAAAACUCAUUAAAAAAUUGUACAGCUAUCUGGGUGGAGCCAACAGCAAAGGGAUGAAUCUGGACAUGAUGGUUCCCGUUCGCACGAAGAAAGUGGUUCACGAGGGUUUCAAUACUUACACGAUGGCCAUCCCUUUGAGACCCGAGCAGAGCCAUGACCCACCUCAGCCCGAAGAUGUUACUGUCACUGUGUCCAGAGAACCCGAGAUUACUUACUUGGUCAGGUCCUUCGGUGGAUUCGUGCGUCAAGAAACCAUUUGGGAUGAUCAAGCUGCUGCCCUGAGAGUUUCUCUUCAGAGCGAUGCUGCUGCCCCUUUCUACUACAUGUCCGUGUAUGACAGUCCCUGGCGAGAGACAGACAGACUGAACGAGGUGUGGUUGUUGAAAGAAUGAAGCUGAAGCGAACAAAAAAUACCAUCAUUCGCAUUGUAUCUUGAAAAUUUGUAUUUAAAAAGUAUAACUCAUAAUUUUAUACUUUUCUGAAAUGAAAAUAAAUAGUGUUAUCUCCUUUGUAAUUGAGAAAUAAAGAAGAGAAAUUCGUAUUGAA
Messenger RNA from Argiope bruennichi, 858 nucleotides. RefSeq names its product heme-binding protein 1-like. The transcript is spliced from 5 exons. Lineage: Eukaryota; Metazoa; Arthropoda; Arachnida; Araneae; Araneidae. The record is from RefSeq and is a predicted model, not a curated record. The coding region runs from base 48 to 704 and encodes 218 amino acids.